Messenger RNA from Morchella importuna, 1323 nucleotides. RefSeq lists its product as uncharacterized. Lineage: Eukaryota; Fungi; Ascomycota; Pezizomycetes; Pezizales; Morchellaceae. The transcript has a single exon. The coding region runs from base 1 to 1323 and encodes 440 amino acids. The record is from RefSeq and is a predicted model, not a curated record.
AUGGCGUUUGAGGUGGCUAUACCUGCCCGGACGCCGAUUACAGAGCGGGAAACGGGUGGGAGUAAGAAGACGCCCGGAAAGGCGGCAAAGCCUAAGAAGCACGCUGUGGAGACCCCCGGACAUGCAUCGAGCAGCAAGACCCCCGCGCUGAAAUCAAUCCUCAAGGAAACGGGCACUCCCGCAACCGCAGCUGCGGCGCCGUCGGAAUCUACAACUAUAACUACAACUACGACUGCAGCUAAAACACCCUCGAGAUCGGCGACCAAGAAGACGGCUUCGAAGUCCACCGCCGCCCCUACCCACACGCCAGCUGCUGCUGCGAAAUCUACAACAAAAACGCCGAAAGCUAGAACCUCACCAGUUAGCAUUAGCACACCCGCCGCCGCCGCCGUUAAGACGGUCUCGAAAACACCACUGUCCAAGACACCACAGUCAAAGACAAAGACGUUCUCGAAAUCCACCGCCGCCGCAGCACCAGCAUCCAGAACCAGAACGCCUGUAACUAAAACUAAAACGGCAACGGCAACGGCAACAGCUAAAACACAAUCACAAUCACAAUCACAAUCACCACCACCAGCUACUAGUACAGCGGCCAAAACGCCCCCGAAACCAAAACCCACACCCACCACCGCAUCAAAACCAGUCUCCAAAAAGACCCCAAAAACCCCACUCUCCAAGAAGACCCCCAAGACAUCCAUAUCAGAGCCCGAAACACCCGGCUGGACAACAUCUAUCGCGCGCAACAAGCUUAAGGGGCAGAGCUUCCUCGGCUUCGCGGGCUUCGCGGGCGCAGACGGUGAUUAUGAGGAUGAGCUGGCGUCGCCGGGGCCUGAUGAGAAGGGGCGGGUGAAGAGGAAGAGGAGGAGUGGUGGUGCGGAGAAGGAGAAGGAGAAGGAGGCUCUGGAGGAGGAGGUGGUGGUGGCGGUGGCGGUGGCGGAGGGGAAAGUGGGAGAGGAGGAGGUGGCAGGGAAGGAUGCUGGGGAGGAGAAUGGCGCGCCAGACAGCGCUGUGGCCACCGCUACCACCGCAGGCAUCGAGUCUGCCGCGCCUACACCAGCGGCCGACCCAGCGGCCGAUGCAGCGCCAGAACACUCGGCCCCUACCACCACCCCAUCAACACCCGCCGACUCCGGCUCUGCAUCCAUGGAGGAAGAGGCUGCACCACCACCGGCAGCGGCAGAGGCUCAGAAAGAGUCCUCCUCAGAAGCCACGCUAGGCACCGGCGGCGGAAAGAGCACUAGGCCGCCACAUGCGUGCAACAAGAAGAGGGGCUUCUGCUUUGUGUGUAUGGAUCUGGAGGGGGAGGAGGAUGAUCUCAUUUAG